GGUGGGUCGUAUAAAGUCUGGGACAGGCGGGCGAAUGUGCAAAAGCUUUCCAAUUGCACGGUGUAUUUUAUUCCCUCCUCCAUAUAUUUCUACUAUUCCAAAAAAAAGGAAGUCGGCUGCACUGACGAACAGCCAAGAUGUCCAAGGGUCCAGCUGUAGGCAUUGAUCUGGGGACCACUUACUCCUGCGUAGGCGUCUUCCAACAUGGCAAGGUGGAGAUCAUUGCCAACGACCAGGGCAACCGCACCACCCCCAGCUACGUGGCCUUCACCGACACGGAGCGCCUCAUCGGCGAUGCUGCCAAGAACCAGGUGGCCAUGAAUCCCACCAACACUGUCUUCGACGCCAAGCGCCUCAUUGGCCGCCGUUACGACGAUCCUGUGGUGCACUCCGACAUGAAGCACUGGCCCUUCCACGUGAUCAACGACGGGGGUCGCCCCAAGGUGCAGGUGGAGUACAAGGGCGAGACCAAGUCCUUCUACGCGGAGGAGAUCUCCUCGAUGGUUCUCACCAAGAUGAAGGAGAUCGCCGAGGCCUACCUAGGCAAGAACAUUGCCAACGCGGUCAUUACAGUCCCGGCCUACUUCAACGACUCCCAGCGACAGGCCACCAAGGACGCGGGCACCAUCUCAGGCCUCAAUGUCCUCCGCAUCAUCAAUGAGCCCACGGCGGCGGCCAUAGCCUACGGGCUGGAUAAGAAGGUGGGCGGUGAGCGCAACGUCUUGAUCUUUGACCUGGGUGGCGGCACCUUUGAUGUCUCCAUCCUGACCAUCGAGGACGGCAUCUUCGAGGUGAAGUCAACAGCUGGGGACACGCACUUGGGGGGCGAGGAUUUUGACAACCGCAUGGUGAACCACUUUGUGUCGGAGUUCAAGCGCAAGCACAAGAAAGACAUCACGGACAACAAGCGGGCGGUCCGGCGCCUGCGCACGGCCUGUGAGCGGGCCAAGCGCACCCUCAGCUCCUCCACCCAGGCGUCCAUCGAGAUCGACUCUCUCUAUGAGGGCAUUGACUUCUACACGUCCAUCACCCGGGCCCGCUUUGAGGAGCUGAAUGCCGAUCUCUUCCGAGGGACCCUGGAGCCCGUGGAGAAAGCCUUGCGGGACGCCAAGCUGGAUAAGGCCCAGGUGCAUGACAUCGUGCUGGUUGGUGGCUCGACCCGCAUCCCCAAGAUCCAGAAGCUUCUGCAGGACUUCUUCAAUGGCAGGGAGCUCAACAAGAGCAUCAACCCGGAUGAAGCGGUGGCUUACGGAGCAGCUGUCCAGGCUGCCAUCCUGUGUGGGGACAAGUCCGAGAACGUGCAGGACCUGCUGCUUUUGGAUGUCACCCCCUUGUCCCUGGGUAUUGAGACGGCUGGUGGGGUGAUGACGGCCCUUAUCAAGCGCAACACCACCAUCCCCACCAAGCAGACCCAGACCUUCACGACUUACUCGGACAACCAGCCUGGAGUCCUCAUCCAAGUGUAUGAAGGAGAGCGUGCCAUGACCAAAGACAAUAAUUUGCUGGGCAAGUUUGAGUUGACAGGGAUCCCUCCCGCUCCUCGGGGCGUCCCCCAGAUCGAGGUGACCUUUGAUAUUGAUGCCAAUGGCAUCCUCAAUGUCUCCGCGGUGGACAAGAGCACUGGCAAGGAGAACAAGAUCACGAUCACCAACGAUAAAGGUCGGCUUAGCAAGGAGGAGAUUGAGCGCAUGGUCCAAGAGGCGGAGCAGUACAAGGCCGAGGACGAAGUCCAGCGGGAAAAGAUUGCGGCCAAGAACUCCCUGGAGUCUCUGGCCUUCAACAUGAAGAGCACGGCGGAGGAUGAGAAGCUCAAGGACAAGCUGUCCCCAGAGGAUAAGCAAAAGAUCCUGGACAAGUGCAAUGAGGUCAUUUCCUGGCUGGACAGGAACCAGAUGGCAGAAAAAGAUGAGUAUGAACACCAACAGAAGGAGCUUCAGAACAUCUGCAACCCCAUCAUAACCAAGCUCUACCAGGGGGCUGGAGGCAUGCCAGGGGGGAUGCCUGGGGGCUUCCCAGGAGCUGGAGGGGCUGGGGGUGGCUCUUCAGGACCCACCAUUGAGGAAGUGGAUUGAGAGACCUCCUUCCUCUAAACCCUGCAUUUGGGGCAGGAUACAAGUUGUCUUCAGAGCUGCCUUUGAAUUUGCUUCACCUUCUUCUGCCCCUUUUCCUCCCCAUGAGCCUUUGCACUAAUGGGGUGUUCCCUUUUCCUCUUUGCCCCCUGCUCCCCCCACACUUCCUUUUCUGCUCUUGUUACGGAGUUGGGCAUGUCUCCUUUUUUGCCAAAUUGAGACUUUUAUGUGGUCCUCACUUAAAUAAAUUAUUGCACUUUUUGUCA
Molecule: messenger RNA, 2335 nt
Organism: Elgaria multicarinata webbii
Lineage: Eukaryota; Metazoa; Chordata; Lepidosauria; Squamata; Anguidae
Product: heat shock cognate 71 kDa protein-like
Exons: 9
Coding region: 138-2072 (644 amino acids)
Cellular component (GO): nucleus; cytosol; cytoplasm
Molecular function (GO): ATP-dependent protein folding chaperone; ATP binding
Source: RefSeq, a predicted model, not a curated record